CCGAGUUCAUGAUCCCAAGUGACGGUUGCUAAAACAAUUUAUGUAUAAAAAGGAACGAAAAUUUUGACCAACCAUGCAAUUCUCAGGCACUUCUCCAACCGAAUAGACACAAAAUGGUUCUUAAAAUUGCAGUUCUCGCCGCCGUCGUGGCCGCCGCAAAUGCCGUGGCUGUUGGUUAUCCAGCCGCCUAUCCUGCCCUGAGGUCAGCUCUUCCUUAUCCAGCCGUGGCCAAGGUCGCUGCACCCAUCGUUGGCCACUACGAUCCAAACCCUCAGUAUAGCUACAGCUAUGCCGUUGCCGAUGCCGUGACAGGUGAUAACAAGAGCCAGCAGGAAUCGCGAUCGGGAGAUGUCGUUACCGGUUCCUACUCUUUGAUCGAACCCGAUGGCACCCAGCGAGUGGUCGAGUACACGGCCGAUCCGGUUAAUGGAUUCAACGCCGUCGUCCAUCGUGGGGCAGUCGCCGCUAAGGUCGUUGCACCCGUCGCCAAAUACGCCGCCCCCUUGGGAUUCCACGCGGCGGCCCACCCACUGGCUCAUCCACUGAUCGGUUAAAGCUUUAACCUAGCAUUGCACCUAAUAUGUAAUAGAACUGUUGUUAUCCCUGAUUGAGUACGUCCAUAAAUAAAUCAAUUGAAAUCCAA
Uranotaenia lowii is the source of this 643-nucleotide messenger RNA. Its product is annotated as larval cuticle protein A2B-like. NCBI's taxonomy places the organism in Eukaryota, Metazoa, Arthropoda, Insecta, Diptera, Culicidae. Bases 114 to 554 code for a protein of 146 amino acids. The transcript is spliced from 3 exons. Gene Ontology annotation, cellular component: extracellular matrix. The record is from RefSeq and is a predicted model, not a curated record.